AUGGGAAAACUCAAUGGAACAAGGCUCGGUGCCUUUCGAGCGUAUUUCUUUGGCUUCUUCAUCUGUACCGCGGGGUUUCUAUUUGGUUAUGAUACCGGCAUUGUCGGGGGUAUACUCGAGUUCGACUCGUACAGGAAUGAUUUUGGAUAUACCGAUCGGACCACCGUCAAUGCCGUCAUGGUCAGUCUGCAGAAUGUCGGGGCUUUCAUCGCGGCCUUGUGCAUCUUCCCGGUUUCCGAACGCUUCGGGCGCAAGAAGACCGUUCAGGUCGCGAUGACAAUCUUCUGUUGUGGCGUUGUCCUGCAGGUUGUCCCAUCGCAUUCUCUCGUGUGCUUCUAUAUUGGUCGAUUCGUGGCUGGUCUCGGUCUUGGAGCAGGUACAGCCGUAGUCCCGACUUACAAUGCUGAGAUGGCGCCCAAAGAGAUUCGGGGGAGGCUUGGUUCGGGGGUGCAACUCCUCUUUGCCCUGGGAGUGAUGAUCAGUUACUGGAUUGACUAUGCUGUGGAGCGUACAAUUCCUUCGACUUCUUCCUCUCAGUGGCAGAUUCCCGUCGGGCUGCAGUUGGUGCCGGCUUCGGUGCUUGCCAUGGGGUUAUUCACCCAGCCUGAAAGUGUUCGUUGGCUGGCAAAGAAGGGCCGCUUUGAUGAAGCCUGGAAGAGCUUGACUUGGAUGAGAGCAGAUGAUGGCGCCGCUGUCAAGGCCGAGUUCCAUGAGAUGCGUGUCGGCCUGGAAGAAGAGAUUCGCGCCAGCGAAGGGUUAAAGAAGCGCGAGCUGCUCGAGCCCGCCAACCGAUAUCGUCUGCUUCUCGGAUUCUUCAUGUUUUGCGGCCAACAGUGCACCGGAAUGACCGCACUCGCCUACUUUGGUCCACAAUUCUUCAAACUGAUCGUGGGCAAUGACAGCAGCCGGUCUUUGCUCAUCACUGGUCUCUUCGGUGCGGAGAAGUUCAUCACUGUCUUCACCUACAUUUUCUUCUUCUCAGAAUCCUGGGGACGCAAACCUACCCUGUGGAUUACGGCCUUGAUCAUGUCCGUCCUCUUCGUCAUCGUCACUAUCGUGAACAACACGACUCCCAAGCCGCAAUCGUCGCCGACGCCGGCUGGCAUUGCCACCGUCGCUUUGAUCUUCUUGACCAACUCCGUCUACCAAUUCGGGUGGGGCCCACUGCCAUGGCCAUACACCACAGAGAUCUUCCCCUCGCGUAUUCGUGAGAUCGGAUCCUCCCUUUCCGUUUGCUCACAGUGGCUCUUCAACUUCCUCUUCUCCCUGGUGACUCCGUACAUGCAGAAGUCCUGGGGUAGCUACAUCUUCUUGUUCUAUGCUUGUUUGGACCUCAUCAUGGCUGCACUGGUAUGGUUCUUCGUGAAAGAGACGAGGGGUAAGAGUCUCGAGGAAAUGGAGACUAUUUUCAACAGCAAAGCUGCGUUUGAUGUUGAGAUUGUGAGACACGAGGGCAUUGAACCAGACAACAUUGGGACGUUGGAGGUGCCACACAAGAAAGACUCUCGUUAA
Molecule: messenger RNA, 1512 nt
Organism: Penicillium maclennaniae
Lineage: Eukaryota; Fungi; Ascomycota; Eurotiomycetes; Eurotiales; Aspergillaceae
Product: sugar porter family MFS transporter
Exons: 3
Coding region: 1-1512 (503 amino acids)
Biological process (GO): transmembrane transport; carbohydrate transport
Cellular component (GO): membrane
Molecular function (GO): carbohydrate:proton symporter activity
Source: RefSeq, a predicted model, not a curated record